AUGGACGUAUCGGCUCCCGCCGUUCUGGCCAGAUUGCCCCGACCUAGCAGGCCAGAUGGAAUCUAUUUCGGGGCGGUUCAUGGUGUGCGUGACGGACUGAAAAAGCGGAGGAAAGAAAUUUGUGCGGCAGUCGACGGCGAUUCUGUCGGCCUUUAUGAAGUUGAGAAUGGCAGUAUCCUUGCUUCUUUCCCUGUCCCGCCUUCUUCGCGUUUCCUGGGACCACCUUGCUCAAUCCGCGAGAAAACUGACGGACUAAACACUCGAUGGACGUACUGCGCCAUAAAGCGGGAAGCUCUAAGAGUCGAGGCUUUCCAGACAUCAGGUGACGACUCGACGCGCCCCGCGUUCUUCGCGAGCCCACCAUUACAGGACCAAGAUAGUCCUGUUACGCUUCUCGACGUUCUCCCAGGAAACAGAGGGAAACGGGUUCUAGUCGUCCAACAAAAUGGUAGUGUCACAAUCUUCUCCGGAGACCUGCAGUCUAUGUCAUCCGGAUUGUCACUGGCUUCACAGCACGAAAAGAGCAUUAGGACCUUGGCUAUCCAGAAUGCCACACUUCCAGAGGCACGGAAAACCAUUUUCAAGCAGAGACCAGAUAUUGCUACUGCUGUUGCGCCUGAUACUUCGUGCCUAGCAGUUGCCUACGUUCAGAGUGUACAAUGUGGCGCCGUUGAUACCUUCCGCUAUGGUGUUUGGGCUAUCGACGCUGUCGAACAAAACUCCGCAUCUAGUGGGAGGUUUCUGCAUCCAUUGUUCGAGCAUGAAAUCUCAUUGGCUGGAAACAGACCUAAUGUUCUCAACGACAAAUCUUGCACAUUUGACUCAAGAGCGUCCUAUCUCGCCGUACGCGCAGGACAAAGGUUCAUCUCAUACGAUUUGACAGGCUUGGUACCGUCCUUGGCUUCAACAUUACACCUUCGGUCCAGCGGUCCCCACGGAAUCAUGCCCAUCUCGCCAGCAUUUGCUAUCUGCUGGCGUGAUGAGUCUUUGCAGCUCUAUGACCUCAAGUACCAGUCGGUGCAGGCUCAGAAGGAUAUAAAGCAAGCUAAUCUCAAGCGCAAACUUAAUACCCCCCACGAAGGCAGUGGUCCCGUCGACUUUGUGGCGUACUAUCCCCAAUUGGCACGGAUUAUCGGACGAAGACGCCAUCAGCUUGUGGCGAUUGAUAUUACUGCUAGUGGAUCGCGGCGACUGCUUGAAAAAGGGAGCAGUCUUCUUCACAACAUCGGACGGGGAAUUAAUCGUCAAGACUCGACGGUAAAACACCCAGAAAAGAAACUGUCGUCAGGGCAUGAUAAAUCGAUGGUGGCUUCUUCACCUAGCGCAGAUUGGGAAUCCGUGCGACAACGGCUCGAUCAAUUAACCCUGUCUGGUGAUGUCGCCGGCUUCGAGACAGUUGUGGCCAAUGACAUCUGGAAAAGUCGCUCCCUUGACGAAUCGCACGGAGAAGCCCUCACUGUACCGGACUUCAAGGUUAAUUACCUGUUGUCCAAGAUCUUCCAUACAACCGUCGGCUCGAACGCUGCCUACAACGACCGAAGUACCAGUCAAAAGCGCGUGCAAAUUCAAGUUUACUCACCCAAACUUAUCUCAUGGAUCUCCGGUCAAGGUUUGCUCUCCAGUCGACAUGUUGAGAGGGCACUUGAGACCACCUCGUUUGAUGCUGGCCAAAAACUUGGUGCCUGUGCCAUAGCACAGGCACUCCUCGAUGCCGACCCAUCCUGUCAUUUACUCGUGUGUUGCAUUGAGAACGGCUUUAGUCAGUAUGUGGAGGAACAAGCAGCUGUAGUACAGCUGUUGAUUCAGCGGGCUCUGGCCUCGUUGUCGGAAACAGCCGCCGCAGAGCCGAAGCCGCGAACAAAGGGGACAAUGGAUGUUGACUUGGUCUCUGACGCCCCGGAGAUGCAGGUGCAGUCGUUGUCCGCCACCUCCGCGGAGAACCCUUGGUUACCCACCCCAGUGCAAGGAGCGUUGAUCGCGGCUCUGAACAGGUUCGGCACGGCGGCAGGCCUGACGAUAUCAACAAAUCUGAAAGCCCUGCUCUCGCAGACAGAAGUCCUGGCUUUGAUUCAAUUCCUACGACAGCAACUAUUCAAAGCUGGUCACACUCGAUCGCUUCAGAGCCAGCCCAUGACUGAGGAGGUUCCGCGCACCGUCAGAUUUGACGCCACGAUCAAGUUGUUAUCCGCCUGCGUCGAUGCUAUGGGACCACUUGGAUUCUUUGCUGCUUUGGAUAACGAGGACUUCGUCGACACCCUCGUACCAGAGCUGGCUACUGAGGUCACGAAUACAAAGCAGAGCCUAGAGGACGUCGCAGAACUUCGAGGCAUUCUGCGUGAGGCUUUGCGCUUUCAAGAAUCUGUUCAAAGACAGCGGGCGGCUGGUGCGCGUAGUCGGGCUCACGCGGCUAGCAAUACCGCACAGCAGCGGCCCGGGGCUAUUGUGACAGUGUACUCGGAAGCUGUUGACGGUGAAGAAAACCCUCAAGCAGGAUCCAUGUUGCCUCUCAGCUUGAAGGCUCAGGAUGUUGUCACUGCUGGGAAGAUCAGAAAGGGUGGAGGGCAGGUCAAGCAAAGGAGCAUUCGCCAGAAACGGAUGCUAGAGAGGAGAGCCAAGGGCGGGUAUACUUUUGAGCGACUAGUAUUGUGA
Messenger RNA from Cladophialophora yegresii CBS 114405, 2649 nucleotides. RefSeq lists its product as uncharacterized. Bases 1 to 2649 code for a protein of 882 amino acids. NCBI's taxonomy places the organism in Eukaryota, Fungi, Ascomycota, Eurotiomycetes, Chaetothyriales, Herpotrichiellaceae. The record is from RefSeq and is a predicted model, not a curated record. The transcript has 2 exons.